AUGUUGGAGGGUCAGGCCUACCAGUGGCUAGGCCUGUCAGCGUCCACACGUGCCACAUACGCGACAGCCUGGAAACGACUGCACCAAUUCUGCCAACUAGUCGGCACCAAGGUGAUUACAGACACCAUCAUGCUGGCGUUUGUAGCCUACCUGGCGCGUCAAAAUGCCGCGUCAACCGUCCGCUUGUAUGUGUCGGCGAUCCGGGCAAUUGCCAAAGAAAACGGCAAAGAUCUCUCGUCGCGAAGAGUGGACCUCGCAGUUCAAGGAGUGGCACGUGCACAGGCCAACCGAACUAAAAACGCCAGUAAGCCAAUCCUCCUGCCCCACAUGGCAGCUAUGCGCAAUGCCCUGAUACGGUCUAACCUCAACGCGACCGACCGAGCCAUGGUAUGGGCAGCUAUUUGCCUGGGCUUCUUUGCGUGUCUCUGGGCAAGUGAAUACACUUCCACAACCGCCACAACCAUGUCAGACGGUGGCCUCCGAACAGAAGACCUCUCCAUCACGCCGCAGGCCAUACAGGUCACAAUCAAGAAGUCCAAGACCGACCAACUCGGCAAGGGUCACUCCGUCCGGCUCACAACCACCAACUCAACGGUUUGCCCGGUCAGAGCCAUGCAUACCUAUCUCUCCAGACGCCCCAACCUGCCCAAUAGACCACUGUUCAUUGACAGCUGUGGCAAGUUCCUAACUGCAUAA
This is a messenger RNA of Sycon ciliatum, 696 nucleotides long. RefSeq names its product integrase/recombinase xerD homolog. Gene Ontology annotation, biological process: DNA integration; DNA recombination. Gene Ontology annotation, molecular function: DNA binding. Bases 1 to 696 code for a protein of 231 amino acids. The transcript has a single exon. The record is from RefSeq and is a predicted model, not a curated record. NCBI's taxonomy places the organism in Eukaryota, Metazoa, Porifera, Calcarea, Leucosolenida, Sycettidae.